Messenger RNA from Athalia rosae (coleseed sawfly), 3711 nucleotides. RefSeq lists its product as uncharacterized. Lineage: Eukaryota; Metazoa; Arthropoda; Insecta; Hymenoptera; Athaliidae. The record is from RefSeq and is a predicted model, not a curated record. Bases 943 to 1752 code for a protein of 269 amino acids. The transcript has 6 exons.
CGUUAGCGACCAUUUGGAAAAUGUAUAAUUGGGAUAUUCGAGUGACCAUUGGUACUGUUAUUAUUAAAUAUAUCCAUAUAUCCAUUGUACGGGGAUGACGUUUUCAUAUGUUAAACAGGUGUUUAUAUAUACAAGUACAUAUCUAUAAUAAAUAUGUACAUUUAUUCAUGUACAUAGUUUCGUGAUUAUAGUCGAUUUGACUUUACACGGUCCGUAUACAGGGUGUCUCGGAACUAAAUGCAAAAAUUUAAAGGGGUAAUAAAAAAGACUGAGCCGACUAAAUUCACACGUAAGAACAUUAUGUGGUCUCCCAAGCACCGUUCUUAAAAAAAAUUGCGCUUCGAGACAAUCCACGAUAUUCAGGGAAGCACUGCACAGCUUGUCGCUAUCGGCAAUGUUACGUUUGCAGUAAAAAUCAAUGUGAAAAAUGUUCCCAUUCGAAAUUCUCCGAUUCGUGCGAGCGUCGUAAUUCGCAUCGAGCAGCGGCGGCGGCGGAGUUCCGUGCGAUUUCGCCUGGAGACGCAACUUUUGCCCGUCGUAUUUCGGCGACCACAUCCCCUCCCGUCACCCCUUCGAAGUUCGCCGCGUAGUUCCGAGACACCCUGUAUAAUUACGUGUACCUCUCCAUAAAUAACCGUGUAUUAUGUAUGCGAUAUUCGUCGUUAGGCAUCUAGUCUCUUCUAGUUUCAUCGUCGAAACCUAUUCCGGCAGAACUUACCGCCGGCCGCCCUCCACCCCCGUCCGCGUCGAGCAGAGCCACGGCGAGGGGUUCGGCAUUUACUUCCCCACCCGCGCCGUUUCUACAUUUUAACCGUGCACGCGGUGACUUCCCUUCGACGAUGUGCCUUUAUAUUCAUAGUGGUGACUUUUUUUUAGCCGUCAACUGGAUAUCGAGAGAGGAUAAAAAUUUUUUAGUCGAUUAAAAGUGACGGCGGGAGCAGCAUGGUCGAGUUACACGAGUUCGUUCUCCUCAGCUUCUGCUUCAGCUAUCCUCCGGUGAGGACGAGACUCGAGAUGUUGAUGGGAAGCAACGUGGUUCGAUUAACGGAUAGAAGAUACAUGCAGAAAUUGAUAACAAGGAUAAGACAGGAUUACGAAGCGUCGCAGCAGGAGCGAGUGGGAAAACGAGUGACGAAGGAACUGAUGCGGACGAAAAAGAUGAUUUUGGAAAGAUUGAUACCGGUGCAAGAGGCGCCGGACGAACUUAGAAAAUAUCCGUUAUUUCAACUCUAUCUCUACUGCGAUGCGAUAAUUGAAGAAAAGCAGAGAAAGAGAAUGCCGAAAAAAGUCCGCGUCACCGAUUCACUUUAUCAACUUCUUUACCCAGAAAAUAAGGGAAAUGAAGCGGAGGAAGAUAAUGCGAAUGACGAAAUUUACAUGAAGACGGUCGUAGUUAACGGUGCUCAGAAAUUGAUUCCGAUGACCGCGAACGAAAUAGCAGCUAUAAUGAGCGAACAGGAAAGUGCGAAGGAUAUUGAAAACGGUUACCUUUUGAGCCAAGAGGACUACGACAGACUCUACUUUGAAACGGACGCAAUCAAAGAGCUCAGGGAGAUGCAAAGCGUCGAAGAAAUGUAUACGAAAGCUCACGAGAUCGUUGGAAUACUUUACUCCUACGCCGACGAAGGUCGAUACCAAAAAGCUGCGCUCGAAAAACAACGAAUGGAAGCUGAAAAUAUCGAGGCAACGGACACCCCAGCGCCUGAUUUGUCUUCUUCAUCCGCCGCGUUGAGUCCUAAAAGCGGAGAAUGACUAGAAGAAACGGAAAAAUUGAUUACAAAUGCCGAUAAAACAACAGCUGCUUGAAAUUUACUUCGUUAUUACUGCCGCGAACGAAUGGGUGUAUAUAGAUUUCAAUCGGAGACGCUAUAUAAAUAGGUAUAUACUUAUAUAUAUAUAUAUACACGUAAUUGCGUCGCGGCUGAAUCAGGUGCGGAAGAAAAUGAAACACGGAAUAAUUACCGUCGUGAAUGAUACGUAAAGUCGCUACUCAAAUUCGCACUCUUUACAACCCUGGCUGAUACGGGAAUAAGAGAAUGCGAUUCAAUAUCCUUCAAGUUAUACGAAGGUUUAAACGAAGGAAAUGUAUUAUAGGCGCGGGGGCGGCGAGUGUAAUUCUUCCUUUAUUAAAAAAAAAUUCACUCUCAACGCGCGUCGUUAGAAAAUUUUGUUUCCCUUCCAAACGGUUACAACGACGUGUUUUUUCAGUGCGAUAGGAAUUACAAAUAAAUAGCGUGUCUUUGAAGGGCCACUCGUUGUGUAAUAAAUGAAAUGUCCUCCUGUCCUACGUGUAUUGGAUAUAAGAGAAAAAAAUGUAUGAAAAUAUAUAUCGUGUUUGUAAAAACAAUCAACCGCCUGGUCGCCAUUAACUUGUCGUUAUAAUUUGCAUGAGUAUAAUUAAAUGCCGGUAGCCCUGAAGUGUUGGCCAUUCGUUCAUAUAUUUUACGCACAGGUUAAUAACAAAAUGUAAUGGAAACUCCGUAUAAAAAUCUCGCAACAAUGGUCCACAUGAAAACUAACAGAGAAGGUAUAAAAUUCAAAAUUUGUAAAAUCUGAGCAGGUAGGAUGCAUGAAUUUUGAUUCGAGUUUUUCUGAUUAAAAAUGAAUUUGAUUUAUUUUGAUACCUACCCUUUUCUUCGAAGAAUGUUUCCGUGAGAUUGGAAGCAUGAUUUUGGCGAGAGCAUUUUUCGCUUUCGCAAAUAACCCGAUCAAGUUGCACAGCUUCGCCGAUACGAAACGACGAUUUAUAUUAUCCGUAAUUGAUAUGAAAUUUGAAAGUUGGUCAUCACUUUUCACCCACGACGAUUGAAAUGAUAGCUGGUAAAUAUAUUUGGGAAUUUCACACACCGUCAAAUAACAUAAUUAGCAAGCCAGAGAAUACGUUUCUACGGAUCGUUGAAUCGCAGCUGGGGCAAAACUGCAUAUCUGGUGCAUGUGUCGCUGUAAUCAUGAAAUUCGGUAUUAAAUACGGUCAAUUAUCGUGUCUCGUAAAUUACAUAGUAUGUUACGUAAACAUAUUUUCUAUGUUUCUAGGUAUCGUUUCGUAUUCGUUAGCGCGAAGCGAUGAACUAAAAACAACGAUAAAUUAAGCGUACAAAUAAACCGGUAUCACAUCGAUACCAUCCAAUAAUGCUUUUUUCGUGUUGUUCCAAAUUUGAAUUGAAAAUCUAUUCCGUCAGGAGAGAAACUUUCCGCCCUUCGGAAGAUAUAUACAUUACAAACUGGCGGCAAACAAGUUCCAUGAAAGUAAAAAGUAUCGAGUGUUGAUCGUGGAAAAAAAAGAAAAAGUAAAAGAUAUACGUACAACGGAAACCGACGGAAGGCUUUUUCUUCUUCAGAUGAGAGAGUAACAAAAAUAGAAAAAUGAAAUAGCGGGAAAUCUCCAGCGCAAAGAAACGCACAUCGACUGCUAUAUUGAUGUACGGCACUCGAAAUAUUGCCAUUCGUACAGCUUUUCAAUUGUUACUAGAUUUUAAUGAAAAAAUGAAUGAACGAUUCGGAUGUCGACAAUUUUGUUCCAUUGCUGUAUCAAUUGUGCUGCAACUGCUCGGUUUGCGUUGUUUUAAAAAAAAAAAAAAACAAAUAGCUUGCGGGCGUUCUUGUUGAAAAUUUUGUCAAUUGCCAAAUCGUUUUCUAGAAUAACUAAUUAAUAAACGCUGAUCAAUAUUUCUCGCGUUUGAUCUUUAGGCGGUAAAUUCACUUUUUCAUUUU